Molecule: messenger RNA, 2280 nt
Organism: Larimichthys crocea (large yellow croaker)
Lineage: Eukaryota; Metazoa; Chordata; Actinopteri; Sciaenidae
Product: angiopoietin-related protein 1
Exons: 9
Coding region: 349-1653 (434 amino acids)
Biological process (GO): blood coagulation, common pathway; platelet aggregation; positive regulation of heterotypic cell-cell adhesion
Cellular component (GO): fibrinogen complex
Molecular function (GO): extracellular matrix structural constituent; protein-macromolecule adaptor activity
Source: RefSeq, a predicted model, not a curated record
UCCAUCCCUCAGUCGCUGCGAAUCCUCUUAGAGGUGGAUUAUAGGACUAAGAUGUCUACACUGAGAGGGAGAGGGAGAGAGUGACGGAGAGAGAGAGGGUGGGGGGUGACCGAAGAUGAGCAUGAGGCACACAGAGUGAGAGAGAAAGCGAUAAAGGGAGAGAAGAAGAAGAGAAGGAGAGGAAGAAAAUGGAGAAAACCCCUUGGCCUGAUAUGGGCCGGGAAUGGGGUAGAAGGUGGUCUGUAACUGGGGAAGAGCCAGCAGAGCUUCACAUGGUGAAGCACACACUCCCAUGUCCCACCCUCGCUCUCACUAACAAAACAGGAACAGACUAACCGGGUGGCAGCGAUGUCUCUCCUAUCCCUAACCAACCCUCCCGGCUGGAGCGUGUGCUCUACUCUCUGUAUCCUCAUUGUGUUGCUUCCAGAGGCCAAAGCAGACACUCUGAACACUACCAAUCAGCGCAAUGGCGGGGGAUCCCAGUGUGGAGAGUACACUAACCAGAUGAUGGAGAACGGGAUGUGUCGGCUGGUGGCCACCCUGCCUCAGCUGGACGAGCAGAGAUGCCCGGAUAUGUUUCGCUGCACAGAUGAAGUUUCCUACUGGCUGCAUGAAAACGAGGACAGGAAACAGCAGAUUGUAACUCUGAAGGAGACCAUCUCUGAGCUGCAGGAGGAGCUGAGGAACCACCGGCACCGCAUCAAAGUCCUGGAGCUGCAGAGUGAAGAGAGGAACCACUUGAACAUCUCCUUGGAGCAGCGGUUUCAUGAGUUGGAGGUUCACUAUGCUGAAGCCACCACCCUGCUGCACCUACAGGGCACUCUGAUCCUAGACCUCCAGAACCAACUCCAUAAUCUGACACUCUUGAUGGAUAAAGUAAAAAGAAGCCCUGAAUGCUUUAUCAACAUCGUCCGUCCCAAUCCACUCAUGAGUGCUCAAGAAGCUCUGCAUCCAGAUAUUCAACAUGUGAGGAACUGUCCCAUAGACUGUGCUUCCAUCUACUACAAUGGAGUGAGGAGAUCAGGUCUCUACACAGUGGUGCCAUCACUGGCCAGUAUGCCUGUGGAGGUUUACUGUGAUAUGGACACAGAUGGUGGUGGCUGGACUGUGAUCCAGCGUCGUGUUGACGGCUCAGUGAGCUUUGACCGCAGCUGGAGGGACUACAAAGACGGCUUCGGUGACCUGCACUCAGAGUUCUGGUUGGGCAACGAACACAUACACGACCUGAGCACCCAGGGAGACUACAGCCUCCGCAUCCACUUGGAGGACUGGAGCAACAAGCACAAACAUGCCCUCUACCAGAGUUUCAGUGUGGAUGAUGAGGAGCAUCAGUAUCGUCUGCAUGUGUCAGGCUUCAGUGGGACAGUGCAGGACUCUUUCAGCUGGUACCAUGACAAGCAGGGCUUCAGCACCCCUGACAGUGGCAACAUCUGUGCAGAGAUCUCCCACGGUGGUUGGUGGUACAACCAGUGCUUCUACGCAAACCUUAACGGAGUCUACUACAGGGGAGGCCAUUACACCCCAAAAGGCCAGGGGCCACUGGGCCCCGACGGGAUUGUUUGGUACACCUGGAGAGACUCUGACUAUUACUCCCUACGCAAAGUCAGCAUGAUGAUCCGGCCACGCAGCUUCCGAUCCCGUUUGUCACCCUAAAUCACUUUCACCGUGAUAACGCAGCAACAAUUGUGGCAAGGGGAUCACAUGAGCAUCUCACUGGGACACUGGUGGUGAUGAUUUCCAGUGAUCUUUUUAUUAACGGAGCUCAUCCAGGAGGAAGUGGAUGACGAACCAACAGAUUAAGCUGGGAAAUCUCUUCAGUGCAUUGGACUCAUUUGCUGCUACUGCACACUUUUGAAAAGACAAACUUUAUACUGUAGAAUCAUGGACAUUUUUCAUUCAGUCACAGGAAGUGAGUACUUCCUUAUUUUCUACGUCUGUUUUGUACCUUUUUAGUUUGAUACUAUAACAACUAUUAGGAACUCAAAAAGAAAAAGUACACUGGUAUGACGUGUUGACAGAGGAGUGAAAGGACUCACAGCCACGUGCAACUUUCAGGCAAGGAGUACUGAAUGUUUCAGCUUAUGGUGCGUGCUUAUUGCAUAUAUAUGAUUACUUUAUUAUCCAGUUUUAUUCAUUUUGAAUUUGAACCAACUAUGAAUUUAAUCCAUUGUGUAAACCUUCAUUAAAAUAACAAGUUUUCAUUUUAUUACUCAAACAAGUCAGGAGAUAAUAACCCUUUUAAAUGGUAAUGUCUCACAGUCAGGCAGAGAGGAUGUGCUA